Messenger RNA from Cotesia congregata, 1296 nucleotides. The record is from the annotation of a GenBank genome assembly. Lineage: Eukaryota; Metazoa; Arthropoda; Insecta; Hymenoptera; Braconidae.
AUGAAGAGCACUCCAAUAGAAACACAUCGCACAUUUUUGGACAAAAGUAUCAAAGUACUACGAUAUUGCGGUGUUUUGACGUUCGACUCAGCAGCGCCCAAGUAUCAAAAAUUUUACAACUCGACAAUAAGGAUUUUUAAUUAUAUUGUUAUUGUUUUUUAUUUUUUUACCCUUGUUACCGAUGCUGUUGUUAAUUACAAGGAUUUGAUGACAGUUGCCGAUGAUGGUUGUUUCAUUGCUGGCUGGAUAGUUACUUACUUUAAGAUAUACAAAUUUUAUACUCAUCGGCACAAAAUUGGAAAACUCAUCGAUGACAUCCAUGAUCCAGUUGAUGCACUUCGACAAUCUUGUGAUUUAGGUGUAUUAACAACAAUGAAGACCUACAUGUUUUUUGACGCACUAGACUUUUACUUAUUUUCAAAUUGUGCUGUCACGUUGGGAGCCGCUUUGGUAAUACUAGUGCCCCGAGAAAAAGGUAAAUUACCGGUACGUGCAAUAUUCCCCUUCGAUAUUACAAAAUCACCCAUGUACGAAUUAGCAUUAUUCAUACAGUUAUACACACUUAUAUUCGGUCUUAUCAGUGUCGCUAUGGAAGAAUUUAUAAGUUUAGGAUUUUUGCGAUGGACCACUCUGCAGCUCAAAGUUCUCUCUGCCAAUUACAGAAACUGCGAGAGUUAUUCGUCAAAGCUUUCAGAUCUUUAUCUAUCACAAGACACCUACAAAGCGAUCCAAAAAUUUAAAAUACUAGACGCGUUGGAUGAGGACACGGAGAUAACCACUUUCGUUGAAUUUGACAGAAGAAAAUUUGGAAAAAUAAUUGACUCGUUCAAAUGGAGGUUCAAAUCUUGCGUUAAACAUCAUCAGAGGAUAACCCAUAUCAUUGAUGAUCUAAAUGACGUUUUUGACUCGUGCUUAAUUGUCCAGUUUGCGGUCAGUUUGUUCCUCAUUUGUCUAAACGGAUUUUUGAUCGUAAUGUGCGCUGACGACAGGAAAAAACUUAUAAGUGCUUUCACGUAUUUGGCUGUUGGAUUUUUGCAAUUGCUUUAUUGGUGCGGAUUUGGGAACGAGCUUUCUUUUCAAGCGAACUCUUUAACAACUAGUCAAUGGAUGUCGGGCUGGGAAAAUUGGUUCGAAAUAGGUAUGAAAGAUCUUGUGACAACUGCAAUGAUUAGAACAAUGCAGCCAUUGGAAAUGAGAGCUGGUGGAAUUUUUGUCUUGUCAAUGGACACAUUCAUCAAUAUUCUGAAAAGCUCGUACUCGGUGUUUGUUCUGAUGACCACAGUUACAAGCGAUGAA